GCAGCACCGGGACCCGCAGCCAUGUCCGAGCGGAAGGUGUUGAACAAAUACUACCCCCCGGACUUCGAUCCUGCCAAGAUCCCGAAGCUCCGACUCCCGAAGGACCGGCAGUAUGUGGUGCGGCUCAUGGCCCCCUUCAACAUGCGCUGCAAGACCUGUGGGGAAUACAUCUAUAAGGGGAAAAAGUUUAAUGCCCGUAAGGAGACCGUUCAGAAUGAGGCGUACCUGGGGCUGCCCAUCUUCCGCUUCUACAUCAAGUGCACGCGGUGCCUGGCAGAGAUCACUUUCAAGACAGAUCCCGAGAACACGGACUACACCAUGGAGCAUGGGGCCACGCGCAACUUCCAAGCUGAGAAGCUCUUGGAGGAAGAGGAGAAAAGAAUGCAGAAGGAGAGGGAAGAGGAAGAGCUCAACAAUCCCAUGAAGGUCCUGGAGAACCGAACCAAGGACUCGAAGCUGGAGAUGGAGGUUUUGGAGAACCUGCAGGAGCUGAAGGAGCUCAACCAGCGCCAGGCAAACGUGGACUUCGAGGCCAUGCUGAAGCAGUACAAGGAGCUCGAGGCGGAACAGAAGCGCAGGGAGCAAGAGGAGGAUGAGCAAGAGAUCAGAGAGAUGCUGGAGCAGGCACAGAACCGCCGGCUCCUGGUGGACUCUGACUCUGACGAGGAGCCUGUGAAGCCCCACGUGAAGCCUGAGGCCAGAAUGAACCCCACGGACAUCCUGCAGGAGGACCCCCAGCCCCAGAGUAAGAAGCUGAAGACUGAGAGCUGGGAGCGGAGCGUGGGCAAACUGAACACCAAGUCCCAGCUGGCCGGGCUGGUGACAGUGAGGAAGCAGAAGCCAAGUCCUGCCCUGGCAAAUGGCACAGGGAGCCAGGAGACCACAGCCAGCACUGGCUCGGCUCCCCCCACCGCGUCCUCCCUCAGCUUGCUGGGGAUGUACUCGGACAGCGAGGACAGCGCUGGGGACUGAUGAGGCAC
Pezoporus flaviventris is the source of this 980-nucleotide messenger RNA. It is a transcript of the gene YJU2, whose product is annotated as YJU2 splicing factor homolog. NCBI's taxonomy places the organism in Eukaryota, Metazoa, Chordata, Aves, Psittaciformes, Psittacidae. Bases 22 to 972 code for a protein of 316 amino acids. Gene Ontology annotation, biological process: mRNA splicing, via spliceosome. Gene Ontology annotation, cellular component: U2-type catalytic step 1 spliceosome. The record is from RefSeq and is a predicted model, not a curated record. The transcript is spliced from 8 exons.